AUGGCCCCAACUAUUGUCCUCAUCACCGGCGCCAACCGCGGCAUCGGCAAAGGUAUCCUGGAACUGUACCUGAAGAAGCCAAACCACACCGUGAUCGCCGCGAACCGUGACCCGAGCCACCCAACCUCCAAUGCUUUGGCUGAUCUGCCUAAGGCUGAAGGCACUACUUUGGAGGUUAUCAAGAUCGAUGCUCUCUCGCCCACUGAUCCUGCUGCAGCGGUGAAGGCGUUAGCUGCUAAGGGAAUUACCCACAUCGAUAUCCUGGUCGCCAACGCCGGUAUCGCUCUUUCUUGGCCAAAGGUGUCGGAGGUCAAGGUGGAGGAUAUCCAGAAGCACAUUGACGUCAAUAUAUACGGCUUCAUCAAUCUCUACCAGGCUUUCCGACCCGUCCUCAAGGAGUCCAAGGCCCCCAAGUGGGUAACAAUCGGGUCCAGCUCCGCUUUCCUGACGGCGCUGAUAUUUCUAUACAACUUUAUCCCAAUGCAAAAUGCUGCAUACGCUCCCACCAAAGGUGCUCAGCACUGGUAUACCAAGGCAAUCUCCGCAGAAGAUUCUUGGUUAAAUGCGUUCCCUGUGGACCCGGGCUGGGUUCAGACUGAUCUCGGUAACCGAGGUGCCGAUGCUUUCGGGUUCGAGAAAGCCGCCGUUACCGUGGAAGACAGUGCUGCCGGCAUAGUUAAGGUCAUUAAUGCGUCUACGCUGCAAACCCACAGUGGAAAGCUGUUUAAGUUUGACGGCAAUGAGGAGCCUUGGUAG
Penicillium samsonianum is the source of this 756-nucleotide messenger RNA. RefSeq lists its product as uncharacterized. The transcript has 4 exons. Bases 1 to 756 code for a protein of 251 amino acids. The record is from RefSeq and is a predicted model, not a curated record. NCBI's taxonomy places the organism in Eukaryota, Fungi, Ascomycota, Eurotiomycetes, Eurotiales, Aspergillaceae.